CUUAACAGAUAAAAAGGAGGACUUAUUUGAAAUGUCUCAACACUCAUUCCUUCCCUGUCUUUCCCAGGACCCUGGCAAGUAAGGUAGAGCGCGAUCAUCUAUAUACACCGCUCUGCCCAACUGACCUCCAUUAAUUGCUCUCAUCGUCCAUCGAAUUUUUCCAGUUUGGUACUACUUCGGCUCUUUCAACAUGGCCGACACCAAGAGAACCAUCCCCAGAGUUCUCACGGUUGCCGGCUCCGAUUCCUCCGGUGGGGCCGGAAUCGAGGCAGACCUCAAGGUAAUCACAGCAAACGGUUGCUAUGGCAUGACAGCCAUCACUGCUCUCACUGCACAAAAUACCCUGGGGGUUGACAGUAUUCACUAUAUCCCAGGGUCUUUCCUUCGCGGUUGCUUAGAGGCCGUGCUUUCUGAUAUCGGGGCAGAUGUGGUUAAAACUGGUAUGCUAGGCAGUGAGGAGAACGUUUUCGUGGUCGCGGAGACCCUACAAAAAUAUGGCAUCACUAAAACUGUCAUCGAUCCGGUAAUGGUAUCUACCACUGGAUCUAAGCUUCUGCCCGAGGGCGCUGUGAAUGCGGUACGGGAAAAACUUUUCCCAUUGGCUUUAAUUCUUACUCCCAACAUUCCGGAAGCUAUACAAUUUCUACCAGGACAUCAACCGUUAGACUCCCUUGAUAGACUCAUUUCUGCUGCAAAGGUUCUCGGAGGGAUGGGACCCAAAAACAUCUUACUUAAGGGUGGGCAUUUGCCGUUUCGUAGGUCGGAAGGAGGUUAUGUGCCCGCGGGAAAGGAAGAAGAAAAAGAGACCAUGAUUGAUGUCUUUUGGGAUGGGAAUGAUCUUGCAUUGGUUGAGAGUCCGUACGUGAACACUAGGAACACCCAUGGUACCGGGUGUUCUUUAGCUUCGGCAAUUGCAUCAAACCUCGCUCGUGGAAUGGAGGUUCCCGAAGCAGUCCGGGCAGGUUGCAACUACGUCUCUGCCGGGAUAUCCUCGGCGUUGAUGCUCGGAAGAGGGCAUGGGCCUAUCAACCAUUUGCACAGCAACUACAUCAUGCCUUUCUCUCCUGGGCGCUUCGUUGACUACCUUUUGAACCAUCCCUCAGUGAAACCAAUAUGGCAUGCAUAUACUCACCAUCCGUUUACAACCCAAUUAGGGGCUGGCACUCUUCGAAGAAAGUCAUUUCAGAAUUACAUUGUCCAAGACUACCUCUUUCUGAUCCAAUUUGCUCGGGCAAACUCUCUUGCAGGCUACAAAUCGACAUCAACUGCGGCAAUUUCGAAGACCGCAUCCAUUAUACAAUACGUGGUAGCCGAGACCGUCCUUCACCUCGACUACUGCUCCCGCUUUGGCUUAACCCAAACCCAGGUCGAGGAGACGGAGGAAUCACUAGCAUGUACAGCAUACACCCGCUUUGUGUUGGAUAUCGGAAUGAGUCAGGACUUGUUCGCACUUCAAGUUGCGAUGGCGCCCUGUUUGCUUGGCUACCAAGAGGUUGCCCUCAGGUUAGCAAAAGAAGGCAAGAAAGAUGACAAUAUAUACUGGGAGUGGGUAGAGAACUAUUCCGGAAAAGGUUAUGGCGAGGCGGUGAUCAAGAGUCGUGAGUUGUUGGAGGCCUCCGCGCAGGAUAUCGGAGUAAAGAAAAUUGGUGAGCUGGUAGCGAUCUUCGCAAAGGCUACCAAGAUGGAGAGGAACUUUUGGGAAGCGGGACUUGAGUGCAGUUAGAGAUAAUCUAGAUAAAAUUGAUGACAUCUCAAGAG
Tuber melanosporum (Perigord truffle) is the source of this 1758-nucleotide messenger RNA. RefSeq lists its product as uncharacterized. The record is from RefSeq and is a predicted model, not a curated record. Gene Ontology annotation, biological process: thiamine biosynthetic process. The transcript has 7 exons. Gene Ontology annotation, cellular component: cytosol. NCBI's taxonomy places the organism in Eukaryota, Fungi, Ascomycota, Pezizomycetes, Pezizales, Tuberaceae. The coding region runs from base 191 to 1723 and encodes 510 amino acids. Gene Ontology annotation, molecular function: phosphomethylpyrimidine kinase activity; thiaminase activity; hydroxymethylpyrimidine kinase activity.